CAAGCUGUUGAUUUCUAAUAACUCUGAUUUUCUUUGACUUUAAUAGUACGCAGUUUACAACGCCUUAAACAGCAAUAAUAUACAUAACCACGGAGCUCAGGAAAGAAUCCAAGAUGUCCUCCAAAGAUCAGAAGUUCCCGGGAGAAAUAGCUGAAGUAUAUCCCGAGCCGUUCACAGUUUGUCCUCCAGAUGUAAAAGAUAGAAAACCAGGGCAGCUUCCUUACUCGGAAAUACAGAAAUUCUUUGAUGAGGGAUACAUUGUAGUAAAGGACUUCUUCACCCCAGAAGAAUUGGAACCAUGCCGUCAAUCCAUAGAAACAAUGGUGGAGGAACUGGCACAGAAACUAUAUAAAGCUGGGAAGAUUAAAGACCUGUAUUCGAAGUAUGGUUUGUUUCAAAGAUUGACAAUGUUAGAGAAAGAACAUCCGGGAUCUAAUAUUCUACUCUUUAAAUACCAGAAGAUACCAAAGAGUUUUCGAGAUCUGUGGAGUAAUGAACGGAUGCUAAAUCUACUGGAACAGAUCUUAGGACCAGACAUCGCUGGUCACCCUACCUGGAAUCUAAGGACUAAAACUCCUAAAAGUGAAGCCGUCAACAUCCCUUGGCAUCAAGAUAGUGGAUAUUUAAGCUGGGAGUCCUAUGAUCAUAUCAUUCCUACAGCUUGGAUUCCAUUCAUAGAUGCGGUUCCUGAAAAUGGUUGCAUGCAGAUGGCUAAAAAUGGACAUAAACGAGGAAAGGUAGCCAAACAUACUUGUUGUGUUGGUCCAACUUGGUAUAUUCAACUUGAACAGAAGGAGAUGGCAAAGACUUUAGGAGUUGAUUUAGAGAAUGAUAUUAGAAUAGAACCUGUUCCAGUCGGAGGGUUUAUAUUAUUCCAUAAUUUAACACCACACAGAAGUUUACCCAAUGUAUCCAAUGAUAUCCGCUGGAGCACUGAUUUGAGAUGGCAGUCACCGCACUAUAAUAUGGGCUUCUAUAACAUUGGAGACGGAAUUGUCUUUAGAUCUAAAGAUGAUCCGAGCCUGAAACCGGACUGGGACAAAUUCUUAUCCGUGGAUCGAAAAGUCGUUUGGCAGAAACAGCACAUGGUCGACUAUGAUCCGAACGAUGAGUUCGACUCCAGACUGACUGGUCCCUGGAUUGGAAAAUGGGAUAUUGUCAACCACAAUCGCCACACCGAGGCUUUUAAGUUUCCCUCCUAAACUCAAUACCACCCCACUCCCCUUCCAGUAAUCCCUCACCUGUCAACACCUCUCCUAUCCAAAUCUUCAUAAUCUAUGUGCUUUCAAAUUUCAUUCCAUAACCCAUAACGCUGAUUUAUUCAAAGCACAUUAAUUUCAUUUAACCUUAAUUUCGUUCUUAUCGCUUACCACCAACUUUCCUUCCCAAUUACAAACUCCAAGGCAUUCAUUUGAUAUGAAUAAAAAAUAUUGAAUAUACCCUCAAUUUAAAAACUAACAGAUGGUCGGUCCUAAAUUUUCUCAUUAUUCUCUUCUUGAACGUUUACGUAACGCUGAAUCUGUUGCAGAGCGGUAGUGAAACGUCCACUAUGGAGGGUAAUAUGGCCCCAUCCGGCUUCCGUAGUUUAAGGUAGACCCUUUGAUCAUACAGCAUACGAAGUUUCAUGUGGAUCAUACUGUUGACGAAAACUACCGAAAUUCACCGACCUAUUUCCGUCUGAUGUGAACAAGCAGACGAUGAUUUGAAAUGAUAAUAAUGUUUAAAAAUAAAUCAAUAAGCAAACUGUAAGUUAGUGAACGAUAGAAAAUAAAAAUAUAAAUUUCAGCAAAUUAAAAUAAUAAAAUGGUCACGAAACUUGGAAAUUGAUCAGAAGAAGUAAUUCUAAUCGAUUGGGUCAAAUUUCUGCCAAUUUUUCACACCUGUCGCUCUCUAUUAUACCUAAAUGAAUAAAUGUGAGACUGC
Molecule: messenger RNA, 1923 nt
Organism: Lottia gigantea (owl limpet)
Lineage: Eukaryota; Metazoa; Mollusca; Gastropoda; Lottiidae
Exons: 10
Coding region: 114-1202 (362 amino acids)
Source: RefSeq, a predicted model, not a curated record